AUGUAUGAUGGUUAUGACUCGGCGGACGACUACUCGAACUCGGGCGACGUCGACUAUGACAUGACUGAUGCCAGUUUUGCUGAGGAGGAUAUGGAUGCCGAUGAUCUAGAUAUCAUUUCGGAUGAUGGGCUUUAUCUGGAGCAAUCGGUGACAGAUAUCCGCAAGAAGCCGUACGAAGUGGAAUUCAAGUGUCUCUCGCUCAAGGAUAUUGCGGCGGCACAAAACAAAGAGAUCGAGCAUAUCUCGGGCAUGUUUAUGAUCCCUCCUGGCGAUGCAGCCGUUCUGCUGCGCCAUUUCCAAUGGAAUAAAGAAAAACUUAUUGAAAGAUACGUGGAUGACCCUGAACAUGCCAUGAUGGAAGCGGGUGUGUCAGACAACCCAUCUUGUCCACGUAUGGCCGAUAUGGCAGACUUUGUGUGUGAUAUCUGUUUAAUGUCGGCAGAAGACUAUGGUGGACAGAUUUCUACAACUUCAUUACCCUGUGGACAUCGCUAUUGCACAGCAUGUUAUACCCAGUAUGCCCGGCAGAAAGUGAAGGAGGAAGGUGAGAGUCGCCGCAUUCAGUGCAUGAAUGAGGGAUGCAAACUGAUUAUUGAUGAAGAUACCAUGUCUAAACUUCUAUCUCCUGACGAUUUCGAGCGGUACCGACUACUGUUGGAUCGUACCUAUGUGGACGACAACAACGGUUUGCGGUGGUGUCCUGCCCCUGGAUGUGAGCUAGCGGUGGAGUGCGCUGUGACAAAGAAGCAGCUCAAUACAGUGGUUCCGUCUGUCCAAUGUGACUGUGGCCACUGGUUCUGUUUUGGGUGUGGGCUGGCGGCUCAUCAACCUGUCAUCUGCUCUAUUGUGCGGUUAUGGCUCAAAAAAUGUGAAGACGACAGUGAAACAGCCAACUGGAUCAGUGCCAAUACCAAAGAAUGCCCCAAAUGUGUAUCCACUAUUGAGAAGAAUGGUGGCUGCAAUCAUAUGACGUGCCGAAAGUGUAAAUAUGAAUUCUGCUGGAUCUGUUCAGGCCCAUGGACGGAGCACGGUAACAACUGGUACCAAUGCAACAGAUAUGAUGAGAAAUCGGGUGCCGACGCACGGGAUGCGCAGGCCAAGAGUCGCGCCUCCUUGGAACGGUACUUGCACUACUUUAACCGGUAUGCAAACCAUGAACAGUCUGCGCGUCUGGAUCAGCAGCUGUACCGACGGAUUGAGAAGAAAAUGGAGGAGCUCCAGCAUACGUCUGAUCUCACGUGGAUUGAGGUGCAGUUCCUCAAAAAGGCUGCUGAUACGUUGACGGAGUGCCGUAUGACGUUGAAGUGGACCUAUUGUAUGGUAUACUAUUUGGAACGAAACAAUAUGACCGAGCUCUUCGAGGAUAACCAGCGGGAUCUGGAACGAGCAGUAGAAGAGCUCUCUGGACAGCUCGAGUCACCUAUUGAACGAGAGACUAUUCCGGCGAUGCGGCAAAAGGUGACAGAUUCCUAUGUGCAAAAGCGCCGAGAGAUUUUGUUGACAGACACGGUUGCUGGCUACCAGGAAGACCGGUGGCGCUGGAAUGUCCCUGUGUAG
This is a messenger RNA of Malassezia pachydermatis, 1557 nucleotides long. RefSeq names its product ring finger protein. Gene Ontology annotation, molecular function: zinc ion binding; ubiquitin protein ligase activity; ubiquitin conjugating enzyme binding. Lineage: Eukaryota; Fungi; Basidiomycota; Malasseziomycetes; Malasseziales; Malasseziaceae. The record is from RefSeq and is a predicted model, not a curated record. Gene Ontology annotation, biological process: ubiquitin-dependent protein catabolic process; protein polyubiquitination; positive regulation of proteasomal ubiquitin-dependent protein catabolic process. The transcript is spliced from 4 exons. Gene Ontology annotation, cellular component: ubiquitin ligase complex; cytoplasm. Bases 1 to 1557 code for a protein of 518 amino acids.